UAUAGGUAUACUUACCUGUAGCCCGCGUCUAAGUAAUCAGUAAUGUCAAAAACUCUCGUAAUUCGUACACUAGUAUACCUACUUAUUUGACUUGCUUUAUUUGUGGUUGACGUAUUUAUAAUUCUAACUAUGAGCACUAGUGCGAGUGCAGUGAUCAGGAUUAUCAGGAACCCAUCAGCCGGGACCACACCCACCUUUAAACAGCCCUUCGUAAAACAAUAGAAUAUAUUUCAUAAAUAAUUACUCAUCAAAAAAACCAAAAGGAUCAAUAAAGAACCAGCAAGAUGUCACUCAUGCGAGGUGGCACGAGCUUGUUAAAAAUAGCUCGGCCCGCUAAAGUUGGGAUCGCAUCGGGUUACUGCAUGCGUUCGCUGGUCACAUCGCCAUCCGGAGCCAUCCUACCCGAGCCACAGAAGCCCCGUUUUGGUUACCUGGGAGUUAUAUGUGCCGUUUCGACGGGCCUUUUUAUCGGUGCGACCAUCAGUAAGAACGUGGCUAACUUCUUGGAGGAGAACGAGUUGUUUGUACCCUCUGACGACGAUGACGACGACGAUUAAGACUUAUAGGCACUGCAAGAAUCAUCCAGUAUCCAAUCUGCAAUUCCUUUCCAACAGAAAAAAUAUAGGUACUUUACUCGGAAGACACUAAGCACGUAUCUGUGAACGUCAGCUUUAUUUUUUGUAUGAUUAAUUGUUUCUUGUUUACUUGCUGACUGCAAUGAAGCACACAAAAAGGCUGUAUUUGUGGCAUGUAUAUCAACGUUCACAAAAUCAACAUAAGACAAAUUCUUCAAUAGUCAAAUUUAUUUAUUAAUUUAUAAAUACAAUGUAUGUUAGCGUAAAAACGAUAAUUACGUAAUUUAUUGAUGUGUACAAAUGUUUAUGCUUUGAGCUCAAAUAUAGAUGUAAAUAAAUUAAUCCAUAUUUUACAUUAA
Molecule: messenger RNA, 934 nt
Organism: Copidosoma floridanum
Lineage: Eukaryota; Metazoa; Arthropoda; Insecta; Hymenoptera; Encyrtidae
Gene: EMRE
Product: Essential MCU regulator
Biological process (GO): mitochondrial calcium ion homeostasis; calcium import into the mitochondrion
Cellular component (GO): uniplex complex
Source: RefSeq, a predicted model, not a curated record